This is a messenger RNA of Physella acuta, 1814 nucleotides long. RefSeq names its product galactoside alpha-(1,2)-fucosyltransferase 1. Lineage: Eukaryota; Metazoa; Mollusca; Gastropoda; Physidae. Gene Ontology annotation, molecular function: galactoside 2-alpha-L-fucosyltransferase activity. Gene Ontology annotation, biological process: carbohydrate metabolic process. The record is from RefSeq and is a predicted model, not a curated record. Gene Ontology annotation, cellular component: membrane.
CUAGAUAUAUAAUCAAUCAUUCUAAUGUUACGGUUUAUAAACCUGCUUUAACAAGUGUACACAACUAAUCUAUCGAUCUUGGAAAUUCUAUAAUUCUAGACUAGAUCUAGAACGAUAACGUAGUUCUAGAUAUAGACUAGAUCUAGAUGCUCUAGAUAGUGUAUAUAGAAUCUAGGCCUUAAGUAUAUAGCCUAAUUAAUAGGCCUAGGCCUAUAUAUUAAUAAUAUUAUAAAAUUAUUAUUAUUAAUAUUAUAACAGUGAUCACCUACUAACUUAGUACUAGAAUCUAGUACUAGUCAAGUAGACAGAAGAUGUGAGAUCUGAACCAGCCUUUGGGCCAGUGUUUCAAAUUUGCACCAUAUAACAUGAGGACAAGAAUGUUGAACCCAUGUAAAAGUACCUGGAAGCUCUUGGUACGUUUGGUAGGUGGCCUUAGCUUAAUCUGCAUCUUACUGUGGGUAGGCUGGCGGCCAACAGUCCACACAAUCAGGUUUUUUUGGAGUCAAGACUACAGGGCUUGUAUGAUGCAGAAACGUAACUAUGAGUUGGAGGAAAAGUCCACACCUCUGUAUGUUACCCUCAAGUUUCACGGCCGACUUGGUAAUUGGAUGUACAGCUAUGCCUCCCUGCUGGGUGUGGCCAGGGCCAACGGGUACAUACCCUACUUGACCACCUCUCAUCCACUGGUCAGUUAUUUCCACAUCACCAAAGUUCGUCCAGAAGAUGCUCAGUGCCUGUACACAGUCUUUGAUGACCUCCCUUGCACAUACAAUCCUGAGUUGAUGAACCUGCCUGCUGGCAACAUUUCUAUUGAUGGCUAUCUCCAGUCCUGGAAGUAUUUUCGUUUUAUGGAAGAGGAUGUUAGGAGGGAGCUGAAGAUGCACACCCAUUUGAAGACUCAGGCCAAGGAGCAGUUCUCCAGGUACGUUGGUAAGUACAUCCAGGAGGGCAGGCUGGUCAUCAGCAUCCAUGUUCGUAGGGGUGACGUCCUGCUGCCUGAAGCCCGCAAGCUUGGCUUCUGUGAGGCGCCCAGAUCUUAUCUGGAGAAUGCCAUGAAAUACAUGCUGACAAGGUACCCUCACUCUGUGUUUUUUGUGGCAUCUGAUGACAUCAGGUGGUGCAAGGAGAAUCUGGUGCCUGUUUCCUCAGGGAACCAAACUGUUCCAAUUCUAUUCUCAGAGAGUAAUUCAUAUUGGGAAGAUUUUGCAAUGUUGACCUUAUGCAACCAUUCCAUCAUUUCUGUUGGCACUUUUGGAUGGUGGAGUGCCUGGCUAGCUAAUGGCCAUGUUGUAUACUACAAAGACUUCCCUAUACCAGGUACUAAAGUAGACUAUGAGACCAAGAAAGAAGAUUUCUUCCCUCCUCAUUGGGUAGGGCUAUCAGCUAGCUGUGCUAAUCAAUACAGUUGGCUACUGAUUGCUUGCUUGAUGGUUGGGACAGUUUUAUUCUUCAAUAAGUGAAAUCAAGACAAAUUGUGCUUAGGAUUUUCAGAUGAAUUUGUUGAGGAUAUUAUAAUUUAGCAAACACUUUUUAAAUAAUUAAAUAGUUCAAAUUUCAAUGUGAAGAAGUCAAACACAAGUCAUUAAAGGUGAAGGUCAUCACCCUAAAAGAAUCCACAAGGCAGCUGUUGUUUAAUUUUGGAGUUGUCCCCCCCUAAAUGGGGUUGCUGUCCCCAUUAACAAGCCUCAUCUACCCAGGAUUCGUGUGGUUAUCAUGUGGUGUUUGUGUGGUCAUCAUGUGGUGUUUGUGUGGUUAUCAUGUGGUGUUUGUGUGGUCAUCAUGUGGUGUUUGUGUGGUCAUCAUGUGGUGUUUGU